AGCAAGAUGACCUUCGAGUACACACGGUGUACCACCGGGAGGGAAACACACAACACACACACACACACACACACACACACACACACACACACACACACACACAUCCUUCACUGAGAGUUAACUGAACUUUACGCAGCCAGUCGGUAAGCGGAGCGCAGGAGAGGACUGCCGUUUCUACCCGGUGGAAUUCGGAGUUGCUUCACCUGAUGAAGAGAUGUUGUUUUUCAACUAACAGUGAACAGACAUUCACUUUUUUAGUGGGCAGAGUUGGAUGUUUCACGCGGCUGUUUGUGCUCCUCUCGUGAUGGGCUGACAGAGACAGAGAGACCAAACCAAAUGGAUUAUCUCUCCUCCAAACUCCACCGGCCACCUGUAGAGUAACUAGCGGGGCCGGUAUGAUAGUGUCUAACGUUAGUCUGAGCUGCGGCGUGAGCUGCCCAUGGGGAGUCAGUGACGGUAAGACGGUGGUCACGCAGGGAGGAGGCUCAGGUUCUCUGAGUCCUACGGGACAUCUCGUGGUGGCAGUGUGUCUGGGGUUCAUAGGUACAUUCGGUUUCCUCAACAACCUCCUGGUGUUAACGUUAUUCUGCCGGUACCAUACGCUGCGCUCGCCCAUCAACGUCCUGCUGUUGAGUGUGUGUGUUUCGGACCUGCUGGUCUGCGUGCUCGGGACACCGUUCAGCUUCGCCGCUGCCACGCAGGGCAGGUGGCUGAUCGGGAGGGCAGGAUGCGUCUGGUAUGGCUUCAUCAACUCCUGUUUGGGUAUCGUGUCUCUGAUCUCCCUGGCAGUGCUGUCCUAUGAGCGUUGCUGUACCAUGCUGUGUCGGAUGCAGGCGGAUGGUACUGACUUCGGUACAGCGGUGGCUGGAGUGUGUUUCUCCUGGGUCUACGCCCUGGCCUGGACACUGCCCCCGCUGCUGGGCUGGAGCAGCUAUGGCCCCGAGGGACCAGGAACGACCUGUUCAGUGGACUGGAGGACCCAGACACCCAACAACAUCUCCUACAUCGUCUGUCUGUUCACCUUCUGUCUGUUACUGCCUUUCUCUGUCAUAAUGUACAGCUACGGCAAGCUGCUCAGCGCUAUCAAACAGGUGAGCAAUGUGAGCACGGCGGUAACCCGUCGUCGUGAGCAACGUGUGCUGGUGAUGGUGGUAACCAUGGUAGCGUGUUACCUGUUGUGUUGGCUGCCGUACGGUGUAGCGGCCCUGCUGGCGACCUUUGGCCCUCACAACCUUUUGACCCCUGAGGUCACCAUAGUCCCCUCGCUGCUGGCCAAGACAUCUACAGUCAUCAACCCUGUUAUAUACAUCUACAUGAACAGACAGUUCUACAGGUGUUUCAAGGCUUUGCUAAGAUGUUCUUCUCCUGACCGAAGCUCCAGUUUGAAGGCGUCAUCACCGGCGACCAAAACUCUCGGGACCGUUCGCAAUGGAAACGGACACGACGUGCCGGUUGUUUUGGCGUCAGUAGGCCCUCCCACUCCGACUGACUCUGCCAACAGUUCCUUAGCGGUAGCGGAUGACCUGCCACCAUCACCUCCCAAAAUCCCUCCCCUGGUCCAAACCACGCCCCCUCUCCAAACAAUGCCCACUGCCACUCCCAAACCAAGACUGACCCUCGUAGCUCACUACAAUGGAUAGAGAGAGAAAGGCUUUGUGUUCCCAAGACAUAAUGUACGUUAGGAGUAAGAAGGAGAUACGUCAUGGUAAGAUGGAGGUCUCUCUGGAGUAGUCCUUUCAAGCUGUGCAGUAGGUGGUUUUGUUCUUAUCAAUGUGAAUGAUCAGAAAUCUGACAGAUCUGUUAGAGGUGAAGAUAAAGUCCCCAGGAAUCUUACUAUAAUCACAGUCUCACUCACUCACUCACUCACUCACUCACUCACUCACUCACUCACUCACUCACUCACUCACUCACUCACUCACUCACUCACUCACUCACUCACACACACAGUAACCAGUGGAAUCAUUUGUAAAUGAAUUGUUGAUUCGAUCAAUGAUGGUGAAAAAAUGUACUUUGAGCACAAAAUGAUUUUUCUGAUGGCUCAGGUCAGGAACAUUGUUGCAGGGUAAGCUGAUCCUAGAUCUGUGGCGAUGAGCAACUUCAACCUGAAGUAGUCUCUCUAGACAGACGCGUUGCCUCCCACAAUGUACCAAUGUUCAAGCUUAACAUGCCUGUUUGUAUACAACAUCAGUUUGGCAUAGAGGAAAGGGCCAUUCGGCUUUCUUACAAAUCUAAUCAAAUGAAAUUUUAUUUGUCACAUGCGCUGAAAACAACAGGUGUAGACCUUACAGUGAAAUGCUUACUUACAAGCCCUUAACCAACAAUGCAGUUUUAAGAAAAAUUUGACUAGGGUUGCUGGAGUCUUUGACAAUUUUUAGGGCCUUCGUUUGACACCGCCUGUUAUAGAGGUCCUGGAUGGCCGUAGUCACUGCCUUAUCCGCUUGUUGCCCUACCGUAAACAUCCCCCAGACACAAAAUGGUAGCUAGCAAGAUGGAGUUCAGGGAGUUUUUUUUUAAUGAGGGCAUUUUGCAAGGGGCUAGUUUGCAUCAACUACCUUCACUAAAACCACUGCAAAGGUUUUGCCUGCAAACUUUGUUUUCGAAUCGGGACGUUCUGGCAUGUCUGCCUCGUGAUUUGUUGGGAGUUGUCUGUCUGAAGAGGACCCUCCCUGGAUAGUUUUCCUUUUUUUUUCUUUUCUUGAGGUUACCAAGAGAAUCCGUCAUUAAUCCCAGUGCUGUUACUGCCCUUUGUCUGGGAUUUCCAAGACUAAACCUGAAGUGAAGGAUUAGCAUGUUAGCAUUAGGUUUUCGAGACAUGCUAGCAACAAGGCAAGCAUUAGCGCAUUAGCCUGUUUGUAUUGGGCUUGAAUGGAGAAUUAGUAUGCCAGCAACGAAACAAGCCUUAGUCUGUUUGUAUUAGAUUUGAAUGGAGAAGUAGCAUGCUAGCAAUGACAAAAAUAACAAUUUGUUUUGGGUUUGAAUGAAUGAUUAGCAUGCUAGGUGUAGACCUUACAGUCAGAGAUGGGGAAUCAGCACACCAGCACCUGAGAGGAUUUAAUUAAAAAACACAUUAGCUAUGUCACAACAACAAAUUACACCAAGCUACAAAAAUAGGGCAAGCUUGUUCUUUUAUUCACUAUUAGCUACAUUAAUAGUGUGUUUAAGCUAUGCAGGAAUAUUUCAGAGAGACACUGUUUUUUGGCAGAGAACAUAUUAUUUGAUUAGGUUUCUGAUUAUGUUUUGUUGCCUAAAGAGCAGGAUAUUCUGUGCAUUUUGUUGAUAUAAGGAUUAUUGAUGGGUUCUCUGACCCUGUUUCCAUGCUUCGUACAGAAGCACUGAUUGAAGAUUUGAUACACAAGGGGAUUUGAUACAGUGUGUUAAGCAUUUCAUAAUAAUAUCAUUUGAAGUAACAUUUUGUGCAAUUAUAAAUGUUUGUUUAAACAUAUAUAUAUAUAUCCCAGAGAGAAGAAGAUAAGUCUGUCUGUACAGCCUCUUACAGAGGAUUUGAGAAGGGAAGAGAAGCGGGGAGAGGAGAAGAGAGGAGAGGAGACGAAAAGAGAAGAGAGGAGAGACGAGAGGAGAGGUGAGGAGAGACGAGGCAAUGUUCUCGUUCCCUAUCGCCCCUCAUCUCUUUCAAAUAUAUUCCUCUCCACUCUUUCUUUCUCCCUCGUCUCUUAUUUGAAAUCACAGCUGUCAGAUUAAACCAGGCAUUAUUAACUGAGUUACAGUAUAGGGAAGAGAACAUGAAAUGCCCCAUCAGGGCAUAUAGUAGAUACUAUAGUAGAUACUAUAGUAGAUAAUAUGGUAGAUACUAUAGUACAUAAUAUAGUAGGUAAUAUAGUAGAUACUAUUGUAGAUAAUAAAGUAGAUACUAUAGUACAUAAUUUAGUAGAUAAUAAAGUAGCUACUAUAGUACAAAAUAUAGUAGACAAUAAAGUAGAUAAUAGAGUACAUAAUAUAGUACAUAAUAAAGUAGCUACUAUAGUACAUAAUAUAGUAGCUACUAUAGUACAUAAUAUAGUAGCUAAUAAAGUAGAUAAUAUAGUAGAUACUAUAGUACAUAAUAUUUGUAGAUAAUAAAGUAGUUACUAUAGUACAUAAUAUAGUAGAUAACAUAGUAGAUAAUAAAGUAGCUAUAUAGUAGAUAAUAAAGUAGCUACUAUAGUACAUAAUAUCGUAGAUAACAUAGUAGAUAAUAAAGUAGCUACUAUAGUACAUAAUAUAGUAGAUAAUAUGGUAGAUAAUA
Molecule: messenger RNA, 4243 nt
Organism: Salmo salar (Atlantic salmon)
Lineage: Eukaryota; Metazoa; Chordata; Actinopteri; Salmoniformes; Salmonidae
Product: pinopsin
Biological process (GO): G protein-coupled receptor signaling pathway; visual perception
Cellular component (GO): membrane
Molecular function (GO): G protein-coupled receptor activity
Source: RefSeq, a predicted model, not a curated record